This is a messenger RNA of Danio rerio (zebrafish), 424 nucleotides long. The record is from RefSeq and is a predicted model, not a curated record. NCBI's taxonomy places the organism in Eukaryota, Metazoa, Chordata, Actinopteri, Cypriniformes, Danionidae.
CUUCAUGUUUUGGAUAUGUAUGGAUAUGUAUUGAUAAAUCAUGUGUCUCUUCCAGGCGGUGAUGGGGCAGAUACAGAAGAGAGACUGGUGGAGCAUCUUCUCAAUCCAGCUCACUACAACAAACUGAUCCGACCAGCGACUAAUGGAUCAGAAGUGGUGACAGUGCAGCUGAUGGUCUCGCUGGCGCAGCUCAUCAGUGUGCACGAGAGAGAACAGAUCAUGACCACCAAUGUCUGGCUUACACAGGAAUGGCAGGACUACAGACUAACAUGGAGCCCAGAAGAGUUCGAUGGCAUGAAGAAGGUCCGUCUUCCCUCCAAGCAUAUUUGGCUGCCUGAUGUUGUUCUUUAUAACAAGUAAGCCUCGAAAGAUCAUCUUGCUUAGCUUUCUCUACAGCUUAUCGCUGCUUUAUUACAUCUGAUCC